This is a messenger RNA of Nasonia vitripennis (jewel wasp), 1596 nucleotides long. RefSeq names its product testicular acid phosphatase homolog. Lineage: Eukaryota; Metazoa; Arthropoda; Insecta; Hymenoptera; Pteromalidae. Bases 318 to 1475 code for a protein of 385 amino acids. The transcript has 7 exons. The record is from RefSeq and is a predicted model, not a curated record. Gene Ontology annotation, molecular function: phosphatase activity. Gene Ontology annotation, biological process: dephosphorylation.
UAUUUGUUAAAAUCUAUUUACAGUCACUCGAAUUUGAAUCGAAUUUUCUUACGAAAAAUAAUAAAAGAAUAGCUAAAUAAAUGCACAUCCAUAAAAUUUACUACUGCAAGAUAAAAACAACUUAUCUUAAGCUCGAAAAGACUGCACGAAUAAAACACGCAUUCGCAUGAUAUGCAACGUAAUGAUUUGAUAACUUCCCUUGUACGUGUCUAUAAGUUCGCGCGCAUGAUGCGUCCUGUAAAAUUCGGAAAAAUUCUGCUGACGGUGGAAGACCCUCGCUCAGCCGAAGUAAAAUUACAUCGACAUUGUAAAUAAACAUGAUCGAUGUAAAUCUCAUAGCUCAAUGGUGUAAUUUCCUUACAGGAAAGCGUUUUCACUUGUGCAAUGCAAUUAACACCGAUGACUUAACAUUGCAACUCGUUCAGGUGGUUUUUAGACAUGGAGCUCGUACACCAAGUCGUGCAGAAGCUCUUCGGGUUAACGUAACGAAUUCAGCAAUUUAUUGGCCAGAAGGUCACAUUCAGUUGACAAAUGUAGGAAAACAGCAAGCUUACAAGUUAGGCACUUUAUUACGGAAAAAGUAUGACAAAUUUCUUGGCCCUUACAACCCUCAAGAAUAUUAUGCAUUGACCACUGGUUAUACCCGUACAAUUAUGUCUUUGCAACUAGCUCUAGCUGGUCUGUUUCCUCCAGCUAUUCAGGAUUCGUGGAGUAACAAAUUACAUUGGAGACCUAUCCCUUUUCAUCGAAAUCCAAUAGAUUUGGAUAUUACUUUAGCUCCGCAUCAAACUAAAUUAUGCAAGGACCUAUACCUUGAAACUAUUAACAAUUCGAUCGAUUUUCAACGAAACUUGUCGAAAUAUACAGAGUUUCUCGAGAAUAUGGAGAACCAAACAGGAUUUCCUUUUAAAACAGACUUUUUGUAUAACUCAGCAUGGACACUUUAUGCCAUUGAAUACCAUAAAGCUAUGGGUCUGCCACUUCCAGCUAUCUAUACGCAGAAUGACUCUUUAUAUGCUACUAUGAGGGAAGUGUGCAAACUAAGCGUUGAUGGCAUGUCUAUGACUCCACAGCUAAACAGAUUGAACGGUGGCACACUGGUUAGGCAGUUUAUCGAAAAUAUAAACAAAAACCGUAAUGCUGCUAGGCCGAAAAAAAUUUAUCUGUACUGCUCCCAUGACGGAACGUUGCAUGCAUUUUCGAAAGCUCAAGAUUUCGAAGCGUUUUAUCUGCCGCCGGUCGGCAGUGCUUUAAUUAUGGAAAAGUACGCAGACUCUCAAAAAUCAGAGUAUUUAAGGAUGCUCUCCUGGGAUCCAGCUGAUGGGGAACACGUUGAGACAGUAAGAAUAGGAAAUUGCGAUGAAUUAUGUCCAUUCAAAGAUUAUUUAGAAAUCGUUAAAGAUAAUAUUGCUACGGAUGAGGAUUUAGAGUAUCUCAAUAACGAAGCGAACAAAGGAUCCUUAUUGAACGAAUGAAUAUAUAUUCAAUCCUGCGUACACUCAAUCGCGAAAAAUAAUGUGACUAGUAUAUUAAAUUAUACAAUAAAAAUUUAUUGAAUAUAAAAUAAUAAAGCGAUAAUUUGUUUAACGUUUUAAA